AUGCGAGGUCUCACAACGGGCCUGAAGCAGCCGUCGGGGAAGGGCCAGCGCCUCAUCGGUACGCAUAUCGGCAGCGAAGAUGGAUUUGUCCCUGGGUGCCUGGACGUCUUCCGCGGCAAAAAAACCGGCGACUACCACGAGGAAAUGGACGGCCCUCGGUUCGAAAAGUGGUUCGACGAUGUCCUCCAAAAACUGCCGACGGGGAGUGUCAUCGUAAUGGACAAUGCCCCGUACCAUUCCCGGCGGUUAGAGGCGGUGCCGACGACCAGUUCCCGGAAGGAGCUCAUCCAGGGCUGGCUCACGUCGAAAGGUAUUGCUUGGGACGCCAAGAUGCUGAAGAGGCAGCUCCUUGAGAUCGUGUCGUCGGUCAAGCCGCAGUACGUGAAGUACCGUGUGGACACUGCUGCAGAAAGGGCUGGUUGCACAGUGGUCAGGCUUCCACCCUACCACUGUGAGUUCAACCCAAUUGAACUCAUCUGGGCACAGAUCAAGAAUCGUGCCGCAGCCCGAAACACAAUGUUCAAGAUUGGCGACGUUGAGAUACUCCUCAAAGAAGAAGCUGAGCAGGUCACGGCUAGUAACUGGUGCAACGCUGUGAGGCAUGUCGUCGAAGUGGAAGAAAGCUUCAAACAAGGAGGAACCACAAGUGCUCUCAUCGAGCCAAUCGUCAUCGCUCUUAAUGAAGGUGACACUUCUUCUGAGAGUGACAUGUCCAGUGUGGGGCCCCUCGACGACCCGUGA
Ixodes scapularis (black-legged tick) is the source of this 741-nucleotide messenger RNA. RefSeq lists its product as uncharacterized. Gene Ontology annotation, molecular function: nucleic acid binding. Lineage: Eukaryota; Metazoa; Arthropoda; Arachnida; Ixodida; Ixodidae. The transcript has a single exon. The record is from RefSeq and is a predicted model, not a curated record. The coding region runs from base 1 to 741 and encodes 246 amino acids.